This is a messenger RNA of Effrenium voratum, 1424 nucleotides long. The record is from the annotation of a GenBank genome assembly. NCBI's taxonomy places the organism in Eukaryota, Dinophyceae, Suessiales, Symbiodiniaceae.
CGAAUACCAACAAAGACACCUCUGGAUGGAUCGGAUCCAUGGCCAAGCAGAUCCCACAUGUAUUGCAAUGCGGAUGUUUUGGCUUUCAGUCGCGGAACUGGACCGCAGAGGCGCGAGGCACCACCACUUUGACUCAGCGAAAGCUGGACAAGGUGAUGGAGAACGCUGCCUGUGCCAUCCACCACUGGGAUCCAGAUGAGUGGCUGGAUAUCGCCUCGCUGCAGGAGGCGGGCCAGUCCCGAGCAUCGGUGACGUCCAUGCAGCGGAAGGUCGAUAGCUUGCCGCUGGCCGUGAAGCGGCUGCCGAAUAGGUGGAUCAAGGAUGGGCAAUCCGAGUUUGAGCAGGACCACCCUCAGGCUUCUGAGAAGCCUUGGGUGGAAAUAGGCUUGCUUCGGUAUCUCAAUGCUCUCGGGUUUCCAUAUGUUUGUGAGCUGAUCGGGAUCUUCCGCGAUGAAGAGUUCACUUAUGUGGCGACCUCGCUCGCCUCGGAAGGCGACCUUUUUCAGUGGGUAGAGCAGACCAGCCUCGUGCCGGGCAUGGAACGCGAGAGCAUUAUUCGGCAGAUGUUGGUGCAGUUGUUUUCGGCCGUGUACAAGCUGCAUGAGCUGGGCAUAGCUCACCGCGACCUUUCUCUAGAGAAUGUAUUGCUGACCUCAAGUGCCGAAGGAUAUCAGAUCAAGCUGAUCGAUUUUGGCAUGGCGACGCUGUCUCAAACAUGUGGCGCCGAGAUUCGAGGAAAGAAAGCCUACCAGGCUCCAGAGAUGCACACCGACCCAGAGUACGAUAGCUUCCUCGCGGACGUCUUUGCUCUGGGUGUGGUGGUGUAUGCCAUGGCGCUGAGCGACUAUCCGUGGACCGCAACGAAGCUGGGGACAUGCAAGCUGUUUGAUUUCAUCCACACGUGGGGCUUUGCAGAGUUCAUCAAGAAGCGAACCUGCCGAAGAGGACCUGCAACCUAUAUCGAGGAGGUCCUGUCGGCGGAGCUGGUGGAGCUGUUGGAGGGCCUCAUGGAGCCGCGAGAAGAGCGGCUCUGCCUGGGUGAGUCUUACUACCGCGAUACCUAUCGUUGGUCUGCCUGGAAUAUGGCAUGGAUGGAGGGCACUACUCAGAAGCGGAGCACCUGUUUGAUGAGUUAGCGGAGUGCCAUCAUGAGGGGACUCGGUGAAAACUGUGACGGCCUGACCUGGUGGGCGUCCCCUGAUGUUUCCUAGCCUUAGCCGGCAGGCGUCUGCUGGGCUUCGCUGGGAAUAGUUUACCCCGCCGGCACGCCCUCUUUUUCCGCUUUUUGACAGUGGGUUACACUGGCACUAGAUUCCGUGGGUCUGUGCGCGCAGUUCUCAUGGCUUUUGGAUCGGCUUGCCCGCCCCCUGGUUGCGAGAACUGUAUUAGGUGCGCACAUGAAAGACUUGCCCUCAACUUGCUGC